CACGUUCCCUCUACAUUAAUCCCCGUCCUGAUUAUCUUUCUCAAUCGCUGCGUUAGAGCGUGGUUUUGACUUCCCACACCACGAGUUUCGUCUCGUUAUCCUUUUCCAAAAGCUAGACACUUGCAUGUAUAUAUGGUUAUGGCUUCCGGCUGGAUUCUGCAGAGCCCUCUCUCCCUUCUCUCUGAAACAAAAGCUUCAGAAAUUUCUCGGCUUUCGGAGAUAGUUCUUUUGGGACAAAAGUGAUGGGUCUCUUUCUAUCUAAAACUUGUGCAGAUCUUCUUUUGCAUCCCGUCUUCUCUCCCAAGAGAUUUCCUUUCGUUUCUUUGCAGUUGGAAAACUCGGUCUCCCGCACCGGGAGGCAUUCCCAGCGCUACGAUAGUAAAGGCUACCGCCAAGUUGUUGGAUGCAUUCCGUAUAGAUACAGAGAAACCAGCUGCCAAUCUUCCUCCAUUGAAAAUUUAGAGGUUCUUGUGGUCAGUUCACAGAAGGGGCAGGGAAUGAUGUUCCCAAAGGGAGGUUGGGAAACGGAUGAGACUGUGGAAGAUGCGGCCAUGCGAGAAACGCAUGAGGAAGCUGGUGUUGUUGGCAAAGUCGAAAAUUGUUUGGGGAAUUGGCAGUAUAAGAGCAAGAGACAAAGCAUAAUGCAUGAGGUCUACAUGUUCUCUUUGCUUGUCAACAAGCAGCUAGACCGGUGGCCAGAGAAAAACCUUAGGGAACGAAGAUGGAUGACAGUAGCAGAAGCUAGGGAAGUAUGUCAACAUGGGUGGAUGAAGGAAGCUUUGGAUGUGUUAGUUGGUCAACAAUUGCAACCUCAGCGGAAAGAGGAAACUGAGGAGAAAUCUCGUGCAUAGGAUACUGACUUUGGCCAUUAAUUGGUCGGAUUUGUCAAAUGACUGCACCAAGAUUAACAUAUGGGAAAACUAAAGAUAUCAUGCGGCACCAGAACUAGAGCUUCGAAGUUCUGUUGAAGGAGCUUUGCUUCAUUUCCAUGGCAAAUUCAUGGCGUUCAUUGCUUGAGUUUUGAGUUCAUUGUGGUUGAAACGCAAGAUCGAAAACUUCCACGAUGUAGUUGCAGAUCAUGUAAAAAUGUUUGAUUCAUUCUUUUAAUAGAAUAGCUCCGAUUCUUUGUUGUAUGAUGUGUUGUUUGUAUUUUCCUAGUCUUGUUGAUCUGCCUUCAUAUUGCUAGCUAGCUGCAGCACUAUGACCUAUGUACGAUGCGACAGCUUUGCUGGUUAAACUAGAUUCAAUUAUUAUUAAUUAUUUGGAUAUAUUUUAAGUUCAA
Carya illinoinensis is the source of this 1282-nucleotide messenger RNA. Its product is annotated as nudix hydrolase 18, mitochondrial-like. The transcript has 5 exons. Gene Ontology annotation, cellular component: cytoplasm; nucleus. The coding region runs from base 243 to 851 and encodes 202 amino acids. The record is from RefSeq and is a predicted model, not a curated record. Lineage: Eukaryota; Viridiplantae; Streptophyta; Magnoliopsida; Fagales; Juglandaceae. Gene Ontology annotation, molecular function: pyrophosphatase activity.